AUGAGGAACAGAGCCAGCAAUACCUUGUCCAAGGGGAAAAUCCGUCAAUCAUGGAGCAAGUACAACUUGUAUAACCUGCAGCGAUUCCGUUCCCCUGGCACCGCCAACCGCACAUUCUUCCAGCAGAAAUGGUCAGCCAAGGCUAUUUCUCGCGCCUACCACGGUGAACAGGUCCGUGAGGGCCAAUGGAAGCGCAUGUUCUCGAAGCGUAUCCGUAGCGUCUACCCUAUGAACACCGCGGAUCUCGCCAUGGAUGAUGGAUCUAAGGCUUCUGCCGGUCGAGGUUCUGGCCUGCAAUCGGAGGAAAAGCCCUUCAACACACGCUUGGUUCCCUACACCCAGAUGGCAUUCGCUCCCCUGGAGCGCCGAUUGGACGUUGCCAUUUUCCGAUCACUUUUUGCUAGCAGUGCUCGUCAGGCGAGGCAGUUUGUCAUCCACGGUGCUGUCACUGUGAAUGGCCAGAAGAUGAGACACCCCAGCUACCUUCUCAACCCAGGUGAUCUGUUCCAGGUCGAGCCGGAUCGUGUCAUGUUCGCUACCGGUGCUCCCAAGACCAAGUUCGAGCGACGAGAGGCCCGCCAGCUGAAGGGAAAGAAGGAGGGUGAGGAUGACGCAGAGGCCGAGACCGAGGCCGAGACCAAGCCGGAGUCCGUGGAGAAGGAAGAAAAAGAAAGCGCCAAGGAUACCCUUCGGGCUCUUAUGGCUCAGGCCAAGACUAUCAUGUCGACAGACAAGGACGUCCUCCCCGCAAAGCGCAAGCAGGAGCUGCGCGGAUUCCAGAAGGCCGUGCGCCGCGUGUUGUCCCGUUCCGAGACCAGCACCAUCCUUACAGACAGUCUAGAGUCGCAGUUCUCUGAGCUCACCCUAAUGCUGAAGGCUACACGCGCCGAGAACAAGCCCAAGGACGCCAAGAAGUCCAAGAAGCAGUCGGCCGACGAGGAGACCGCUGUGGCAUCACAGGAAUCAGAAGGCGAGGCUGGUAACAAGCUAUCGGAGGCCUUCCAGAAGGCUGCUGAGAGCGGCGAGAUCGACACAUCGGAACUGUCUUCUGAGGAGUUUGACAUUCUUCGUCGUGCUCUUACCCAGAUGCGUGACAACCCCAUUGACCACUCCAAGCCCUAUGCCACCCCUUGGCGGCCACGGGAGUACAUGUCUGCUUUUGCUUUCAUUCCCCGCUACCUUGAGGUUAACCAGAACAUCUGUGCUGCCGUAUACCUCCGCCACCCCGUUGCCCGCCCUGGCUCCGCCGAGGUGCCUACUCCCUUCGGUGAGGCGGUUAGCACUCCGGCUUAUGGCUGGUACCUGAAGAGACGUUGGUAG
This is a messenger RNA of Penicillium verhagenii, 1320 nucleotides long. RefSeq names its product mitochondrial 37S ribosomal protein uS4m. NCBI's taxonomy places the organism in Eukaryota, Fungi, Ascomycota, Eurotiomycetes, Eurotiales, Aspergillaceae. Gene Ontology annotation, molecular function: structural constituent of ribosome; rRNA binding. Gene Ontology annotation, biological process: positive regulation of translational fidelity. The transcript is spliced from 3 exons. Gene Ontology annotation, cellular component: mitochondrial small ribosomal subunit. The coding region runs from base 1 to 1320 and encodes 439 amino acids. The record is from RefSeq and is a predicted model, not a curated record.